UGACGCGUCAUAACUGCAACCUGGUACGACGAGCCCGCCCGCCCACGACGCACCGCGCAAGGACUUCCCUCCCUCCCCCAACCUCCCACUGCCUCGCUAUAACUCCACGAACCACCGCCCCGCUCCACGACACCGUCCGCCGUCCCACUCUCUCACCAAUGGCCGCCCGCCGCCGCCUACUCCUGCUACUCCUCCUCGUGCUCACCCCGGCGCUCUCGCAGACUGUGCUCGGCGCUAGCGGCGGCGGACAGGGACAGGCCAGGAAGACGUACAUCUUCCGCGUCGACCACCGGGCCAAGCCGUCGGUCUUUCCCACCCACGCGCACUGGUACUCCUCCGCGGCCUUCGCGUCGGCGGCGGCCAGCGCCGGCGGCCCGCUCGAGCCCCUCCACGUCUACGACACCGUCUUCCACGGCUUCUCCGCGUCGCUGUCCGCGUCCCGCGCCGAGGAGCUGCGGCGCCACCCGGCCGUGCUCGCCGCGUUCGAGGACCGGGUCCGCCAGCUGCACACCACCCGCUCGCCCCAGUUCAUGGGCCUCCGCGCGCGCCUGGGGCUGUGGUCCCUCGCGGACUACGGCUCCGACGUCAUCGUCGGGGUGCUGGACACCGGCGUGUGGCCUGAGCGCCGGAGUCUGUCGGAUAGGAACCUCCCGCCCGUCCCCGCCCGGUGGCGCGGCGGCUGCGACGCGGGGCCCGCGUUCCUGGCGUCCUCCUGCAACAAGAAGCUCGUCGGCGCGCGGUUCUUCUCGCAGGGCCACGCCGCUCACUACGGCGUCGAGGCGGCGGCGUCCAACGGGUCCGUGGAGUACAUGUCGCCGCGCGACGCCGACGGGCACGGGACGCACACGGCCACGACGGCCGCCGGGAGCGUUUCCUACGCGGCGAGCAUGGAGGGGUACGCUUCCGGGGUCGCCAAGGGCGUCGCGCCCAAGGCAAGGGUGGCCGCGUACAAGGUGUGCUGGAAGGGUGCCGGCUGCCUCGACUCCGACAUCCUGGCUGGCUUCGACCGCGCCGUCGCGGACGGCGUGGAUGUCAUCUCCGUCUCCAUAGGCGGCGGCAACGGCGCGGUGUCGCCGUUCUACAUUGACCCAAUUGCCAUCGGCUCGUACGGCGCCGUUUCGCGGGGCGUGUUCGUGGCCACCUCUGCGGGAAACGAAGGGCCCGCUCCCAUGUCAGUGACCAACCUCGCGCCGUGGAUCGCCACCGUGGGCGCCGGCACCAUCGACCGCAACUUCCCCGCCGAGAUCGUGCUCGGGGACGGGAGGCGCAUGUCUGGAGUGUCUCUCUACUCCGGCAAGCCCCUGGCCAACAACACAAUGCUGUCUUUGUACUACCCCGGGAGGUCAGGUGGGCUGUCAGCUUCGCUGUGCAUGGAGAACUCCAUCGACCCGUCGCUUGUGGCCGGCAAGAUUGUCAUCUGCGACCGCGGCAGCAGCCCACGCGUGGCCAAGGGGAUGGUCGUCAAGGAAGCUGGUGGCGCGGCGAUGGUUCUGGCCAACGGGGAGGCCAACGGCGAAGGUCUAGUAGGGGACGCCCACGUCCUCCCUGCUUGCUCGGUGGGCGAGAACGAGGGCGACGCGCUCAAGGCGUACGCUGCCAACACCACCAACCCGACCGCAACAAUUGUGUUCCGGGGCACGGUCAUCGGCGUCAAGCCGGCUCCCCUGGUGGCCUCCUUCUCGGCGCGCGGGCCGAACGGACUCGUCCCGGAAAUCCUCAAGCCCGACUUCAUCGCGCCCGGCGUCAACAUCCUCGCGGCGUGGACGGGCGCCACCGGUCCAACCGGCCUGGAGGCCGACGCCCGGCGGACGGAGUUCAACAUCCUGUCGGGGACGUCCAUGGCGUGCCCGCACGCGAGUGGCGCCGCCGCGCUGCUCCGGUCCGCGCACCCCGGGUGGUCGCCGGCGGCCAUCCGCUCGGCGCUGAUGACCACGGCCAUCGUGACCGACAACCGCGGCGGCGCCGUGGCGGACGAGGCCGAGCCCGGGCGCGCCGCGACGCCGUUCGACCACGGCGCGGGGCACAUCGCGCUGGGCAAGGCCCUGGACCCGGGGCUGGUGUACGACGCCGGGGACGAGGACUACGUGGCGUUCAUGUGCAGCAUCGGGUACGCGGCCAACGCGAUCGAGGUGAUCACGCACAAGCCCGUGGCGUGCCCCGCCGCGACGGGCAGGAAGCCGUCGGGGUCCGACCUUAACUACCCGUCCAUCUCGGUGGUGCUCUACGGCGGCAACCAGUCGAAGACGGUGAUCCGCACGGCGACCAACGUCGGCGCGGAGGCGUCCGCGACGUACAAGGCGCGCGUGGAGAUGGCGAGCGGCGGCGCGUCCGUGGCGGUGAAGCCGGAGAAGCUCGUCUUCUCCCCGUCCGCGAAGAAGCAGAGCUUCGCGGUGACGGUGUCGGCGGCGUCCGCCCCCUCCACCGCGGCGCCCGUGCACGGGCACCUCGUCUGGUCGGACGGCCGCGGGCACGACGUCCGGAGCCCCAUCGUGGUGACGUGGCUGCAGCCCAUGUGAUUGACAAGUGGGGGCACGCCCGGUCCGAGAGCGGUUGGCGAGUGAGCAGAAGUCAGAGCGAGUUGGACUGCGGUGGUAACGGUUGCGGUCGGGGACCCUGCGCAUUGAAGGUGGCAGGGCGCAGUAGUUUAAUUACGUAGGGCCUUUUUCACUGCUGAGAUUGAUUAAAAGCAGCGCAGGCAGUGAGAUAGUAGUCCUACA
This is a messenger RNA of Aegilops tauschii subsp. strangulata, 2717 nucleotides long. Its product is annotated as subtilisin-like protease SBT1.6. Lineage: Eukaryota; Viridiplantae; Streptophyta; Magnoliopsida; Poales; Poaceae. The record is from RefSeq and is a predicted model, not a curated record. Gene Ontology annotation, biological process: proteolysis. Gene Ontology annotation, molecular function: serine-type endopeptidase activity.